AUGUCGAAUUCUAGUGUUAUUGAUGGUGAUUUGUAUUCUUCUCUGUGUGGUGAAUCUUCGAGUUCAGUAGAUGAUGCACAAUAUUGUGCUGAUAUAAUUGGAGAACAUGUCUAUAAGCCAAAUGUACAUGUUCAACUUAUUCCAUUUAAAGGUUUAAUCUUCAAAUCAUUAAAGUUGGCCAUCAAAAUGUAUUCUGAGUAUGCUGAAAUUGGUGGUUUUGAUGUGAGACUGAGCACAACUCCAAAUUAUAAAGCUUUUCAGUUUGAUGAAUUUCACAACCAUCCACUUGAGAAGAAAAGUGAUUUAAAAAAAGCGAGACAAAUGUCAUAUUCAGAAAAGGAGUUUAUAGUACAGGCUUCCACAUCAAAAAUAUGCCCAACUAUGGCUCAUAAGUUGAGGGAAAGUCUGAGAGUAAGCACAAUGAAUGACUGCCAAGCUCACUAUCCAAAUUACUCAUUUGAUUUUAACUGUCAAGAUGAUGUUUUGGACUGUAUGUUUUGGGCUGAUGAAAUGGAGAAGGCAUAUUAUGCUGAAUUUAGUGAUGUUAUCUCGUUUGAUGUGACUUUCAGAACAAACAAGUAUCGAAUGGUUUUUGUUCCAUUUACUGCUAUUGAACAUCAUAAAAAAUCAAUUACUGUUGGAGCGGGUUUGCUAAGCAAUGAAAGCAUGGAGUCCUACUCUUGGUUGUUUAAAGCGUUUCUUAAAACUCAUAAGAAAGAACCAACACUUGUUUCAACCGAUCAAGAUACAUCAAUAAAACAAGCUAUUGAGAAUGUUUUUGCUAAUUCAAAGCACCGAUUAUGUAUGUGGCAUAUAAUGAAGAAGUUCAAAAAUAAGAUAUCAGAUGAUUUUUUAACGAACACAGACUUUAGAAAAAGAUUCUCGAAGCUUGUUUGGGACGUUAAUAUGAAACCUGAUGUAUUUGAGGUGAAAUGGGGUUUGCUUAUGAAGGAAUUCAAUCUGGAAGACACGAGAUGGUUUAAAGACAUGUUUACAAAACAUCAUUCAUGGAUACCUGGAUAUUUUAAUGAUAUUGCAAUGUGUGGGUUAAUGAAGACUGUGUCGAGGUCAGAGAGUAUGAAUUCAUUCUUUAAUACGUACUCAGAAAGUGGUAAUUCACUUUUACUUUACGUGCAAUGCUAG
This is a messenger RNA of Lactuca sativa (garden lettuce), 1143 nucleotides long. The record is from RefSeq and is a predicted model, not a curated record. NCBI's taxonomy places the organism in Eukaryota, Viridiplantae, Streptophyta, Magnoliopsida, Asterales, Asteraceae.